Wasmannia auropunctata (little fire ant) is the source of this 573-nucleotide messenger RNA. Its product is annotated as ribonuclease H1-like. Lineage: Eukaryota; Metazoa; Arthropoda; Insecta; Hymenoptera; Formicidae. Gene Ontology annotation, biological process: DNA replication, removal of RNA primer. Gene Ontology annotation, molecular function: nucleic acid binding; RNA-DNA hybrid ribonuclease activity. Bases 1 to 573 code for a protein of 190 amino acids. The transcript has a single exon. The record is from RefSeq and is a predicted model, not a curated record.
AUGUAUAUUUCACCUGAAAUUAUUUAUCCACAAGAGGAUUUUAAUACUUUACUUGAAAGUUUUCCUGAGAGACAUGCUCAAAUUGUGUUUGAACAAGCCUUUAAAGACGAAAUUAGUCAGUCUAUCGUUUUUUACACCAACGGUUCCAAGAUCGAAGAAAUUUCGGCGGUGGGGGCGGCAUGCUACUCCCCUCAAUUGAACCUUGAAUUAAUGGAUAAACUCCCACAAUACACCUCUGUUUUUUCAGCAGAGGCAUGGGCUAUAUAUAAUGUAAUAAUUUCCUUAAAAACCUUUGACAUAAAGGAUGCGGUCAUAGUCACGGAUUCAAAGAGCACCCUGCAGGCAAUUCAGAACACGAGCUCAUAUAAAAAUAACUAUAUUAUUCCUUUGAUUAAAGCUUCACUGGAGGCGGCGCAGGACGAUGGAAUUUGCGUACAAUUUAUUUGGGUGCCCUCUCACAAGGGCAUCCUGGGUAAUGAGCGAGCUGAUGAGUUAGCUAAGAGAGCUAUAAGAAUAGGCAGAACCACUAGCUUUACGAUUCCCCUUUCUGACCUUUUUACUCUCACGCUCUAA